AUGCGACGCGUAUCCGUCUACAAAUAUGAGCGUCGAUCAAUAGCGCAUUUGCUCGCGCCACGAGAGCUGCAUCCAAUUCGCUCGAGGCGCGUGUAUCGAUCCCGGCGUCUCGAAGCCCACCAUUCGUCCCGCGCGGCGGGGCCAUUAUCGUAUUGGUGUAGCGAGAACGCGUCCCCAUCGCUGUCCGCGGGUGGUAUAUCUUUGUACAGGCAGCAAGUCGCCGCCGCUUGUAGCGAUCGGGCGACAGAGAGCGGUGCUCGAGGAUACCAUAGCAACCGAGGCCCCCACCCAUUUCACCCCCCGGAACGAUUACGGAAAGACAGGCCGAGUAAGAAUAGCUGUAACAUCAAGAAGAAAUCCCGAUCGAUCAACAGCAGUCCGACGCAUAUAGAGAACUCCGAAUACACUGCAAGCCGC
Messenger RNA from Iphiclides podalirius (scarce swallowtail), 417 nucleotides. The record is from the annotation of a GenBank genome assembly. NCBI's taxonomy places the organism in Eukaryota, Metazoa, Arthropoda, Insecta, Lepidoptera, Papilionidae.